Molecule: messenger RNA, 1744 nt
Organism: Chrysoperla carnea
Lineage: Eukaryota; Metazoa; Arthropoda; Insecta; Neuroptera; Chrysopidae
Product: sodium-coupled neutral amino acid transporter 9-like
Exons: 10
Coding region: 1-1725 (574 amino acids)
Biological process (GO): amino acid transmembrane transport
Molecular function (GO): amino acid transmembrane transporter activity
Source: RefSeq, a predicted model, not a curated record
AUGAAUAAAUUCAAGCGAAGUGUUUCUUUCGAAACUGAUAGUGAAUCUCAACCGUUAUUGAGUUCAGAUUCAUCAAAUGCUAGUUUUGGAGCACAUCAUCAAAUUAUGUUUCCGGGUUCAGAAACAAGUGAUUUUGAUCAAUCACAAUCGUAUUUAGAUACACAAAAUCGACUACACAAUUCACCGUUUUCAAAAUUACACCUGAAAUCAUUAUCACCAAAUGUAAAGAAAAGUGAAAAUAAAGUACAAACAUCCGAGGAUUAUAAAAAGAAAUCAAUUUAUACAAUUCCAAGUUUUACAUCGAACAAAAAUUUCGUAUCGAGUUCAAAGGUGUUCUCAAUAUCCACCGAAGAUACUAUCGAAAAACCAAAACCAGUUUCGACACAAAGUUCAAUUGUUACAAUAUUCUCAAUAUGGAAUACAACAAUGGGCAGUUCGCUGUUAACAAUGGCUUGGGCUAUACAAAAAGCGGGAUUUAUUCCUGGCAUUAUUAUUAUUAUUUUACUUGGCGCAUUGUGUGCAUAUACUGCAUAUUGUUGUAUACAAGUUAGUCGAGAUCAUGGUGGUGCACUGAAUGCAGUCGAAAUACCAGUAUUAUGUAAUAUGUUAUUGGGUAAAUGGGCGCAACGUUUAUCCGAAGUAUUUAGUAUAGUUGUAUUAUUGGGUGCAAGUAUUGUAUACUUGAUAUUAAUGACAAAUUUUUUAUAUAACACUGUUCAAUUUAUUAUUGAUUCAAUACAAGACACGUCAGGGGAUGGUAAUUAUACAGUUGCAUCGGGCAAUGUUAUAUGCCCUGGUAACGAUAAAUUUGAACUGGUUAAUGCAACUAUAAGAGCUGCACAACCUUCACGUGUUAUAUGGGAUAAACAUUCAACGGUGCCAAUAUUUCUUGCAAUAUUACUGUUCCCAUGUUUAAAUGUCUCAAAUAUUACGUUCUUCACGAAAUUCAACUGUUUAGGUACAUUGAGUGUAAUAUAUUUAAUAUGCUUCGUCAUAACAAAGGGUGCAAUAUGGGGAAUCCAUUGGAAUUCAGAACCAUUUCUUAGUGGAACAUUUCCAGCACUAACUGGGACUCUAUCACUAAGUUUUUUCAUACACAAUAUUAUAAUUUCGAUUUUAAAGAAUAAUCGAAAUCAAAAGAAAAAUGGUCGAGAUCUUAGUAUUGCUUUUGGUUUGAUAACAAUUACCUAUUUAAUAAUUGGUGGUGUAUUUUAUAUAACUUUUCCAUUAGGUAAAAGUUGCAUUAAGGAUAAUAUAUUUGAUAAUUUCCUGAUGAGUGAUGCAAUGACACUAACUGCAAGAGUUUUAUUAAUGUUCCAAAUUUCUGUAACAUUUCCGUUGAUAGUAUACAUGUUACGAAUAAAUGUUUUUGGUCUUUUUGUUAAAAAAACUAAAGUAGAAUCUGAACUGGGUGAAACGAUGGAAACUUCGAGCAGUCAUCAUACAGAAAUAAAAUUUCCAAAAAAAUGGAUUCUUUUAUUUAAUAUUAUAAUUGUUGUUAUAUGUAUAUUAUUUGCUUGUUUCUAUCCAAAAAUUGGCACAUUAAUCAGGUAUACUGGUGCAUUAAGUGGAUUGGUGUACAUAUUUACAUUACCAUCUUUAUUGAAAAUAGCAUCACUAAAAAAACAAGAAAAAUUAACUAAACUGAAAUUAAUGUUUUUUGUUUGUAUUCCAAUAUUUGGAGCGUGUAAUUUAUUCGCACAGUUUUUCAUUUCAGCAAAUUAAUUAUUUAUUUAUUCGCAUC